Messenger RNA from Monomorium pharaonis (pharaoh ant), 4147 nucleotides. RefSeq names its product zinc finger protein 2. The transcript has 6 exons. Gene Ontology annotation, cellular component: nucleus. Lineage: Eukaryota; Metazoa; Arthropoda; Insecta; Hymenoptera; Formicidae. Gene Ontology annotation, molecular function: RNA polymerase II cis-regulatory region sequence-specific DNA binding; DNA-binding transcription factor activity, RNA polymerase II-specific. Bases 2145 to 3113 code for a protein of 322 amino acids. The record is from RefSeq and is a predicted model, not a curated record. Gene Ontology annotation, biological process: regulation of transcription by RNA polymerase II.
UAGGAAAAAAUAAAGUUGUAGACCAAUUGUUAAAAACAUUCAAUUGUAUAUCCAACACAAAAUUUAAGAUAGCCCCACAUUCUGUCGUGUAUCUUAUAUUGAAGUGCUGUGUUUACAAUAGGUAGUAUGUGCAUCCUCUUGAUGUGUAUAAACUUGACGCGACGUAAUUAAUUAUGAAAUAAUAAGUUAAAUAAUUUGCUUGUAUAUGCAUAUACUUCGUAAUUUAGAGAUGACGUUUUACGAGAUCUAUGAAAUAUAUAAUUGUUUUUUUUUUCUCAAUUCAACUCUUUAUGCAUAUAACAGACCUUUUACUGGGUGCCUAAAUAUUGUUUCAAUUUUGAUUAAAACUCCGUUCAGUCGAUGAUUCUUAGUAAAUAAUUCAUUAUAAGUUAAUUUCAAUUUACUCUACUUAUAUAAUGAUUAUAACCAGUAUAAAGUUCUGUAUUUACAUUUAAGUCUGCGUUUUUCUCUUUUCACUUUGAAAUGCCGAAUGUAUAAAUUAGCAAAUGCUCGAAACGAAUACGUUUGACGAUUUAUUCCAUUCAUCCCAGUUUUAUGUGCAGGACCCAAGAUAAUCGAAGUACGGACCAUAUCUCCCCGAGAAUUCAAAAAUACAGACUCUUCAAACAACUCCGAGAUGUGCACAACAAAUGCGGAUGACUUAAAUAAAUGCCAGGUUUUUACAUGCAAAUGUGGCAAGAAAUAUUCGCGGUUAUAUAGUUUACGUUGUCAUCAAUUACAGUGCGAUAACAAGAAACCACAAUUUAUAUGCAAUUUCUGCGCACAAAAGUUCUAUUGGCUGUACAAACUUAAAGAACACCUGUUUAUAUAUCACUCUUACUUGCCCUACAAAUACGAAAAGCCUACAAAGAUAUUAACUAGGAAAAAAUAAAAUUGUAUUCCGAUCAUUAAAAACAUUUAAUGUAUAUCCAAUGCAAAUAUUUUAAAUCUUUUUUUUUCUGAGAAGAUUUAUACAUUUUACCACCGCGUGCUAUAAAUUUGGCAAUAAAACUAAUAUUAAAUUUAUUUAGGCUUAGUACAUUUGGAUUUAUAGAACUAUUUGAUAAAUAUUUUUUAUUUUGAACUUUUAUAUAAUGUGCUACUCUUUUAUAAUUCUGUAUGUAUAAGCUUACAUAUAGUAUAUAUUUUUUAGUUGAGUAAAUGCUAGUGUAAUUUUGAUAUUAUAUAUUAGUAUUUUUAAUUACAGAUAUCUCUUUAUUUAUGAGGUUACGGAAUUUAUGUCGAAAAUCAAAUUUAACAUUAAAACCGUCGUUACAUACAUGUAUUUUUAAACUAAUGUAUUAUUGAUAUUAUUUUAUAUAAACGAAACAUAUUAUUUAUACAAAACUUGUUACUAAAUUUUUGACUAAAAUUAUAUAGACUUAUUUGAAAAGUGAUGACACAAAACAGUUUUUGGUUUAGUACUUUUUUAUUAUAUAAAACUAAUAUUUAAUUUAAAAAAUAAAUCAAUGCGACUAAAACAAAAAUACCGCGAUUGUGCGUGCCAAUUGUACCAAAAAUUCGUAAGUCAAAGUAGUCAUAAAUAAAGAGAUAUCGGUAUUAAGUAUAAUAUAUUAUGUAUGUAUUAAGUAUGAUAUAUUAUUUUUGUAUGAUUAAUUGUAUAACUAAAAACCAUAAAUCUUGUCAUAAUAUAUUCAUGUUAUUUGUAAUGUAAUAUAAUAAAAUUUUAUAUCUUUAUUUCUUAAACGAAUUUUUUUCUAGAUUUUCUAAUAUGUAGAUAGUUUAUAUAUAGUGCGAUUUUUCUCUACAGAAUAUUUUCUUUUUUAACUCACGAACACACAUUUUUAUAUUACAUACGACAAUAAUUGAUAGGUAUCUAAUAUCAAAUUUAUAUUGGAUACUUAUAUUCCAUGUCAGAUAAAAAAUCCUAAUUCUAACAAUUUAUCUGUAAGCAACAUGUAAAGGCAGUGAUUGUUUAUCAUAAAUGAUUUAAAAUUAGCUCUUUCAACAUCAAAAUACAUAAAAUCGCUUUUGAUGUUGCGAAACGAGAAACGUAAAUCGAGGGAACAGCUUAACGAUCGUCAAUUUUUCUUUUCAGAUUCUUCCCUGAAAUCCUGGUCUUGUUACCGAUGCAGUAAACGAUAUGUGUGGCGGGAUUCUUUGGCGAAACACCUGCGGGUCGAAUGCGGAAAAGAUCCUACCUUCGAGUGCCCGAUCUGCGGAAGAAAAUUCAAACACAAGCACCGAUGGCAGUCGCACGCCAGACUAAUUCAUCAUAUUUACGGAACGACAACAACGGAAAUUUAUAUACGUUGAAUCUGGUGAUUUGCCCGAAUUGCAACAAACCUUGCCGUUACACUCAUCUACUACACAGAGAAUGCCUAAAGGAACGUCAAUUUGCCUGUCCGAAAUGCGGUAAAGCCUUCAGACGGAAGUAUGACUUGCAAAGACACAUGAAUUCUUUAGGCAUUCCAAGAUUGAUCGUGAAGAACAUAGAGGAAUUAAUGUACGUUAAAAAGCCAAUGAUUUACAAAUGCACGAGAUGCAACGAGAAUUAUGAAUUAGAAACAUCUUUACGAAGACAUCAGAGAUUGGAGUGCGGUGUUGAAGGUGUUGAACCUAAAUACGAAUGCCUGAUAUGUGGCAAGAAGCUCAUGUAUGAAUUUAUGUUAACUCGCCACUCUUGUUUACUGGCGCAGAUGCUGAUGCAAGACGACAAUGAAUGGAGCCAAAGUGGAGCGAGUGGGUCACCAUACAAGAUUCCUAGGAGUAUCCGAAAGACGAGCACGGGCGAUGCCAAAUACGAGUGCAACAGAUGCGGGAAAACAUACAAGGCUACGACAUCUUUAAGCCGACAUAAGCGACUUGAGUGCGGCGUUAUGCCGUGCGAAAAUCUUUUCCAUAUUCCAGGCGCCCUGAUGCACGAAUUUAAACUGAACACUGAAUAUUUCGAAAAUCGUGGCCAAAUGAUGCCGCCGCAAUAUAUGUGUGGCGAGUGUGGCAAAGGAUAUAAAUGGAUGGACAAUCUGCGCCGACAUCAAAGACUAGAAUGCGGAAAACUGCCUAAGUGGCAUUGCGAAAUAUGCCAGAAAAUGUUCUACCGGCGAUACGAAUUAACAAAGCAUUUAAAUUUAAAACAUCACAUAACAUAAUCAAUUCUCUUACAAUGAAGAUUCUUUUGUAUAAAAUACAUAUUAAGUUUCUUUGUCUUGUUCAUGAUUAUUUUAUAAUUAUAAUUAUGUUAUACUUUAUAUCUUAUACACACACAUGUAUAUCUACAUAUGUGUGUGUAUAUGUGUGUGUGUAUAACAUAUAAAUUAUAAUUUUGUAUAAUUAUAUAUAUAUACAUAUAUAUAUAUAUGUAUAUAUAAUUUAUAUUUUAAAUAUGAUCUUCGUUUUAGCUUUAUCUUUCUUCUAGUAAACAUUCUUAUUAAGCCAAGUUUCACGCGUUCAACUUUUAUUUAAAAAAUAAAUUUUGUAAUAUAUGUUAACUAUACAGGGUGUCCCAGAAUGAAUAAUUUUUAUUUUACAGAGUGAAAGAAAAUAAAAUUUUAAACUAAAAGUUUCUUUAAAAAUUUUGGCUUAGACUAUUAUUUACUGAAUUAUUAAUAAAUAAAGUUGAUCAAUCAGACGGCGCGCGGCCGGCAUACGCAGCAGCGUAGCGUGCCAUGUGGCUCUACGGGCUCUCCACGCGCUUAUUACACAUUCCGUUACUUAAAGCUUUAUUUUUAUUUUUUAUAUUAAUGAAUAAUUAAAUAAAUAAACUUAAAUUAAUAAAUAAAUAAAGAAAUAAAUAACUAAGUAAACUAAUAAGUAAAUAAAUAAAAAUAAAUUAAAUUAGAAAUUAUUUCAAUUCCUUAUUAUUUUUUAUUUUUAGUUGUUAAUUAUUUAUUUGUGUACUUGUAUUUAUUUAAUUAUUUAAAAUAUUUAUUUGAUUCAAUUACUUAAUUCUCAUAGUUGACUUAACAACGAUAGACAAAAUUAACUACAGAGAGUGUGUUAUACAAAGGUAUAAAAAAAAUUGUUGAUAAAAAGUAUUAAAAUAAAUUGUUAGUAAACAAUUUGUUUAAACAAUUUUUUAAAGAAUUAUUUCAGCAUGUGUUUUUAGGGCCACAAAAACCUAAAACGUGGAACAAAUCUUAGCCGCAAUUUACGUAAAAAUGUUUUACUUUUAAAUAAAAAAAAA